GCACUCACAACGUUGCUCUCUGCCACCCCGCUUCCUGCAAAUUUGAGCUCAGCCGCCUGCGACCAUCUCCUCAACCGAUAGUAUCUGUCUGCCGACCACAACUGAGCUAUCUCCUGAAAUCGACAAGCACGACACGUCACUGAGCGCAUAUCCUAUCGCGAGAUUGAAGAUAUCUAUUGAAGACCUCUGAGACCAUGAACCGGCACCAUCCAUACGGAGGAUCCUAUGACGGUCCACCCCGCAGAGGUGGACCCCCCGGCAACUAUGGGCCUGGUCCUGAUAGAUCCCACCGCUAUGACCGGGGCGGCGGCGCCCCAAGAGGAAGAGGUUUCGGCCGCGGCCGUGGCGGUGGUCAUGGCUCGUACGGCGGUGGCUACGGUAAUGCAGCCCAGUAUGAUCAAGGUCCCCCGCAAGGCCAAAUGGGCGGCUACAACAAUAAUUACCAGUCAAUGCCGCCACAAGAUCCUUACUAUCAGAACGGCAACUAUGCUGCUCCUGGUCCCGGGCAGUACAACGCGCCAGAUCCAUCUGGCGGCUUUGAUCAGGGUUAUGGCUUUGAAGAUGGUUCGGACCAGAACUACAAUCAGGGUGGCGGCUACGGACGAUCCCCACAGAAAAAACCGCAGCGUCGCGAGCGAGACGACAAGGUACACGACUCCAUCAUUGAGGAACGAUUGCAACGCGAGCGACCUUGCCGCACCCUCUUCAUACGUAACAUCAAGUACGAAACUAGCAGCGACGAUGUAAGACGGCUGUUUGAGGAGCACGGUGAAAUCAAGACGUUCUUCGAUUUGAUCGCCAACCGAGGAAUGGUCUUCGUAACAUAUUUCGAUUUGCGGGCUGCCGAGAGAGCGCGGGAUCGAUUGCAAGGGUCCGAGAUUAGUGGUCGUCCUAUCGACGUUCACUACUCCUUGCCACGAGACGACAACGGCAAAGGCGCAGAUCGGCAACGGGAGCAGGAGCUUCAAGGAACAUUGCUCGUCACUCUUCGCUCCCCGUCCAACCAACCUAUCGAUGACGGGGAGGUACGUCAUAAAUUCCAGCAAUUCGGGGACAUCAAGGCCGUCGGGCCUUCAGGCGACCGCCCUGACCAACGCUUCGUCGAAUACUACGACACGAGGGCGAGCGAGGAGGCACACGACCGACUUCGUCACCAAGGACUUCAAGAUGGCGUAAUGGAGAUCGUUUUCGCAGCCUCCGGCGGCGAUGACCCCCGUGGGGGUUCACCUCGCCGUGACCGGGAAGAGCAUGGAGGUUUCGAAAGACAGCGUGACUGGGAAGAGCCGAAUACCCGUGGUCGUCGCGGCGGCCGUGGCGGCCGUGGAAGGGGUCGCGGGUAUGGCGGUGGCGGUGGCGGCGGCGGCGAAGAUUAUGGAGGCGACCGGCGGGACUGGAACCGCGACCGCAAUCGUUCUAACGAAGAUGAAUUCGGCCGGGCCCCGCGUGGCGGUGGUGGUGGGGACUUCAACAACCGGGGCGGCCAUAGGUCCAAUGGAUCCGGUUCCUAUGGAGGUGGCCCUGGCUAUGGUGCACCACCCCCCACGUAUGGCCAAUCUUCAUCGGCUCCUGCAGAGGCCGCAGAUGAACGCGAACGCCUUGAGCAGGCGAAGAAGGUUCAGCAGUUACUGGCCGCACUGAAACAACCCCAAGCUGCUGCCGCACCUCCUACUCCUACUCCUGCGGCUCCUCCUGCGCCGCCGGCGAUGCCCCAGAUGCCGCCAGCUCCCGCAGCCCCAGCGCCCUACUACAACCAGAACGGGAUGGGUAUGCCACCCCAGCCGCCGGCGUACGGUGCCAACCACAGCGCAGCUCCGCCCGCGAACCCAUAUGCUUCGAUGUCGUCGCCACCACAGCCUCAGCAGCCUCCUCAGAGUGCUUCUGCCGCAUCUAUCCCAGGCCUGCCUCCGAACAUCCUGGCCCUGUUACAGCAAGGCAGUCAGGCCCAGCAGUCGCCUGCGCAGACUGGGUCCCUGCCGCCGCCGAUGCCCCCGUACAGCAUGCCCCCUGCGUCGGCCAUGAUCGGGGCUCAGCAGGCUCAGCAGCAGCAGUCACCGCCGAUGCCUGGCAUGCCCCCUUCUGCCGCAAGCCAGCCUGGCUACGCGCAGCUUAUGGCUUACCUUCAAUCCCAGAAACGUUAGAUGGGUUUCUGAGAGCUCGCUGCUCCUUUUCUUGCGCUAUCUUAUCCUAAGUAUGUUCGUGUACAUGACCCCAGCUCCUCC
This is a messenger RNA of Trametes versicolor FP-101664 SS1, 2219 nucleotides long. RefSeq lists its product as uncharacterized. The transcript is spliced from 12 exons. Bases 195 to 2138 code for a protein of 647 amino acids. Gene Ontology annotation, molecular function: RNA binding. The record is from RefSeq and is a predicted model, not a curated record. Lineage: Eukaryota; Fungi; Basidiomycota; Agaricomycetes; Polyporales; Polyporaceae.